AUGGAGGAACUCGCUCGGUUCGUCCGCGCCUCCUCGCGGGUGGAGGACGGAGACCGCGACCCAGCGGGGUCCGGCACAGAGGUGGGGCGGAGACCAGCCGAGUGGAGGCCCCAACUGGGGACUCCAACCCAUCUGCAGCAGCUGGAGCGCGCCUUCGACGAGUCACACUACCCCGACGGGGGCGCGCGCCUCGCGCUCAGCGCGCGCCUCCACCUGCCCGAGACGCGCGUCCAGCAGCAGGAGCAGCAGCAGGAGGAAGAAGAGUUACUAGAGGAGGAGGAUUUAAUAGAGCAGCAACAACUGAUGAAGAAGACGUUGCAGCAGCAGCAGGGAGGAGGAGGAGGAGAAGGAGGGUCAGGGCUGCGUCGCUCACGUCGUUGCCGAACGAGCUUCUCUGCGGAGCAGCUGCAGCAGCUGGAGCGCGCCUUCGACGAGUCACACUACCCCGACGGGGGCGCGCGCCUCGCGCUCAGCGCGCGCCUCCACCUGCCCGAGACGCGCGUCCAGGUUUGGUUCCAGAACAGGCGCGCGAAGUGCAGGAAACAGGAGAUGCAGACGCGGAGAGGCGUGAUGUUGAGGCCGGGUCUGGACGGGCACCGCGUGGCCCCGUACAUCCACAUGGGAGUCACGAGGUCGCAUCAUCACCAGGUGCCCGCUCACCUGUGCUGCGACCACGUGACCCGGCGGCGGCCCCCCCAAAGUCCCAGCGUAGAGCUCGGCGCUGGAUCUGGAGUCGAACCGGCGACGUUCCAGUCCUGGGGCCUCCUCCAGCCGGUGCCGUUCGCGCUCGCCCUGCCCCUGGGACUCGCGGCCGCGUCCGACGGAGCCCAGAUCUCCUCCGUCUCGAAGCGUUCGAGCCUCGCGGACCUGCGGAUGAAGGCGCGGCACCACGCGGCUUCACUGGGGCUGUAAGCGGCCGUGCUAAGCCAGCUCGGCUCGCUUCUUUUGUCCACUGCGAAAGCCGAAGCCGUGCCGUGCCGCGGACGUUUCACGCGACAGCAUGACGCUGUCCUCGCAGUGC
Messenger RNA from Lethenteron reissneri (Far Eastern brook lamprey), 1021 nucleotides. RefSeq names its product short stature homeobox protein 2-like. The record is from RefSeq and is a predicted model, not a curated record. Lineage: Eukaryota; Metazoa; Chordata; Hyperoartia; Petromyzontiformes; Petromyzontidae. Gene Ontology annotation, molecular function: DNA-binding transcription factor activity, RNA polymerase II-specific; sequence-specific double-stranded DNA binding. Gene Ontology annotation, biological process: regulation of transcription by RNA polymerase II. Gene Ontology annotation, cellular component: nucleus.